AACUUUUGCUCAACUGUCAAAGGGAUCGGUAAACAUUUCGUACUCCCCCCAGAGUAACAAAACAACCCAGUGGAACAGACUUCAAAAAAAUACCAUACAAUUUGCCAAAUUUCCAGACCACAAUGUUCGAAAUGCAGUAUAUCACCUCUCGAGUCCACAGAUUUUUGCAUAGGUUCUUUUACCUGCGCCACGACUACGACGACGAAUACUCGAUCUGGAACUUUUGCCCUACGACCAUUUGGAGGGAGUUCACAGCCAUGCUCCAAUCCUCCUGCUUCUGCCGCACCGCCUUGUUCCCCAUGGUCUACUGGCUGGUGGUGUUCAUCAGCCUCUAUGGCGCCGUGAUCAAUUGCUACGAGGUGCUGCAAAUGUGGAGGGACCCCUGUGGCAAGUUCACCGUGUGGCGGCAGCGGCACUUCUACGUAAUGGAUCAAAUGGUGCUGCGCAAGGUGCGACUCCUGAGCUCCAGCAUCUACCAGGUCGCUUGGUUCAUGCUCAUCUACGGCAUUGUAAUGGUGUCCCCCAACUCAAUGGCUCCCUGGAUCCUGGUGACCAGUGCGGUCCUGUCCGUCGAGGUGUUCAUUUGGUUCUUCGAGGUGAUCACCGGCAUCCUGGCGAUCAACCCGCAGACGCUGCUGUCACUCUUUUUGCACGUGUACUUCCUGGGGAUGGUGUGCUGUGUGAAAAGCGUGUUCGAGGUGGCGCUCGCGGAGCAGGCCGAGUACUCGCUGCGGAUCAUUUGAUCAGGACGGGUCGCCGCCGAAUGUCAUCAUUAAGUAAAGGUGCAGGGCCGGCAUAAUUGCAUCUGAACCUGCAUUAAGCCCAAUUAAGUUAGCGGCGGCACGCACACCAACUCGCCCCUAAUCAGUGUUCGAGAUGCCCCCUUCGUUGCCAUUGCCUCUGCAAAUACUCUUUCCUUCUCUCUGAAAACGAAAUCUUUAAGCUUUGUCUCAUAUGACUUUGUAAAUGUUUCAUAGCUUUUUCUAUUCAAAAGUCCUAAUUGGAACUCGAUCAACUGUGUAAAUUAAUAAAGUGUAUUAUUUUUUGAAUUGACAUCUAA
Messenger RNA from Drosophila biarmipes, 1060 nucleotides. RefSeq lists its product as uncharacterized. Lineage: Eukaryota; Metazoa; Arthropoda; Insecta; Diptera; Drosophilidae. The transcript is spliced from 2 exons. The record is from RefSeq and is a predicted model, not a curated record. Bases 123 to 743 code for a protein of 206 amino acids.